GUUAGUUUCAUAGUUUCACUUCUCUUAUUUAUUAUUCUUUUAAUUUGCAACUUUGUACGUAAAAAAACGUAUUUUUACGAUUUUAUAUUGUAAUAAACUUUAAUUUUUUAAAGGAUUUACUAUUGUCCAGUAUGAUACACCCAUAUUUUGUAGCUAGUUUAAUGGUGGGAACUGUUGUUGUGGCUUAUGGCGUUUACAUUGUUUACAAAGAAUUCGCAGAAGAACCUAUUUUGCUUCACAAUACACGGGGUCGUGAAGGUUAUCGAAGCGAUGACGAAGAUUCUAUUAUAGAGUCUGAAAAAAAUGGGUUGAGAAGGAGAAGAGCGAAAAAUGAUAAAAAUGAUAGAAAUGAUGAGGAAGAACAAGAGUUGUUAGAUAAGUAUUCAUAUCUAACUGCUUUGGAACAGGAGAUUGAACGUAAAAAGAAGCAAUUGGUUGAUGAAGAACGCAUUUUAUAUGAAAAGGAGCAAGAAAUUCAACAGAGAAAACUGCAUUUGCAAAGUAUUAAUUCACAAUCCAGCUCAAAUUCGGAUAGUGAAAUAUCACCUCUUACCACUCAACGUAAGAGUUCUAUCAGUUCUUCCGAAACUUCAGCUAGUGAAAUUAUUGUGAAUUAUAAACCGGUGUUGACCGAAGGAACAUUACCAGUAAAUUCCAAUUCGCCACAGUCUGUUAUUUCUGUCAAAACUGGUUCUAGUGAUGAAAAUGAUCAACCCAGAAAUAAAUUCUCAGAUGUAGCAGCUCAUACAAUUCUUUCUCAACAUUUAUCACAUAUUACUCAUCAACAGCAAACUCCUGAUCCUUCUAUAAUAAAUCAAAAUUCUGAUAUUCUUGCAGAUUCUAAAACAAAUCCAUCUUCAAUAUCUGAACACAGUAAUCAUUCAACUGGUUAUCAUCAGCAACAUUCAUAUCCGGUAAAUAAUUCUCACUUUAUUGCUAAAUCAAUUGCAUCAGAAGAAACUUGGUCUGAGGUAGAUUCUGUACUUUCGGAGAAUAUUGGAAGUAUUAUGUCAUCGGCCGUAGAUAUUGAUAUGGAAGAAGUAGAUGUCAUUGAGCAUUAAAUAUUGGGGUGCUAUACAUUGUUAAUCAUUUGUACUUUUCUAUCGAUAUUUUUUCUUUUUUAUCUGAAUAAUUAUGCAAAAAAAAUGAUUUUUCGGUAUAUUUAUAUACGAGAUAUUAUCCUAUCUGAAGGAGGAAAGAAACAAAGCAACAAAUAUUGUGGAUAUUAUAGUGAUUGAAGUAAAAAUUGUUAUUCUUUUUAAAUAAAGAAAUAUUUUAAGAUAUC
Rhizophagus irregularis DAOM 181602=DAOM 197198 is the source of this 1285-nucleotide messenger RNA. RefSeq lists its product as uncharacterized. NCBI's taxonomy places the organism in Eukaryota, Fungi, Glomeromycota, Glomeromycetes, Glomerales, Glomeraceae. The record is from RefSeq and is a predicted model, not a curated record.